UUCUCAGGAAGAGUCUUAAAGCACUACAGCACGGUUCUGCUGCAGACAUCGCGCGCGUCUCGAGCUGCGACACCACAGGUGACUGACAGACUUACAGCGUUUCUGCAGAAACCAUGUCCAAGGGACCAGCAGUUGGCAUUGAUCUGGGGACCACCUACUCCUGUGUGGGGGUCUUUCAGCAUGGCAAAGUUGAAAUCAUUGCCAAUGACCAGGGUAACAGGACCACUCCAAGUUAUGUAGCAUUCACAGACACCGAGAGGCUGAUUGGAGAUGCUGCCAAAAAUCAAGUAGCAAUGAACCCCACUAAUACAGUCUUUGACGCAAAAAGGCUCAUCGGACGGAGGUUUGACGACUCUGUUGUGCAGUCAGACAUGAAGCAUUGGCCGUUCACUGUUAUAAAUGAUAGCUCACGCCCCAAAGUUCAAGUAGAAUACAAAGGGGAGACUAAGACAUUUUACCCAGAGGAGAUUUCUUCCAUGGUGCUUACAAAGAUGAAGGAAAUUGCUGAGGCAUACCUUGGAAAAACCAUCACGAAUGCAGUUGUUACGGUUCCUGCUUACUUCAAUGACUCUCAGCGCCAGGCCACGAAGGAUGCUGGGACUAUCUCUGGCCUCAAUGUUCUACGAAUUAUCAAUGAGCCAACUGCUGCUGCCAUUGCCUAUGGCCUGGACAAGAAAGUUGGUUCUGAGAGAAACGUCCUGAUCUUCGAUCUUGGUGGUGGCACUUUUGAUGUGUCCAUCCUUACCAUUGAGGAUGGCAUUUUUGAGGUCAAGUCUACAGCUGGAGACACUCACCUUGGUGGAGAAGACUUUGACAAUCGCAUGGUCAACCAUUUCAUAUCAGAGUUCAAGCGCAAGUACAAAAAGGACAUCAGUGACAACAAGAGGGCCGUCCGUCGGCUGCGCACAGCGUGCGAGAGGGCGAAACGCACUUUGUCCUCCAGCACUCAGGCCAGCAUUGAAAUCGACUCCCUUUAUGAGGGAAUCGAUUUCUACACUUCAAUCACAAGGGCUCGUUUUGAAGAGCUCAAUGCCGAUCUCUUCCGUGGCACGUUGGAUCCGGUUGAGAAAUCCCUUCGUGAUGCUAAACUCGACAAGACUCAGGUUCAUGACAUUGUCCUUGUUGGAGGAUCCACCCGUAUCCCAAAGAUCCAAAAGCUCCUUCAGGAUUUCUUCAAUGGGAAGGAACUGAACAAGAGCAUCAAUCCCGAUGAGGCUGUCGCAUAUGGAGCAGCUGUCCAGGCAGCCAUUUUAUCUGGAGACAAGUCUGAGAAUGUCCAAGACCUGUUGCUUCUGGAUGUUACUCCUUUGUCCUUGGGAAUUGAGACUGCUGGUGGCGUUAUGACCAUCCUGAUCAAACGUAACACUACCAUCCCAACCAAACAAACACAGACCUUCACCACCUACUCCGACAACCAGCCUGGUGUCCUCAUUCAGGUGUAUGAGGGCGAAAGAGCCAUGACUAAGGACAAUAACUUGCUGGGAAAGUUCGAGCUGACAGGUAUCCCUCCUGCUCCGCGUGGCGUCCCCCAGAUUGAAGUAACCUUUGACAUCGAUGCCAAUGGCAUCAUGAAUGUGUCCGCCGUAGACAAGAGCACUGGCAAGGAGAACAAGAUCACCAUCACCAAUGACAAAGGACGUCUAAGCAAAGAGGACAUUGAGCGCAUGGUCCAGGAAGCUGAGAAGUACAAGGCUGAGGAUGAUGUCCAAAGAGAAAAGGUUUCUGCUAAGAACGGCCUUGAGUCGUAUGCCUUCAACAUGAAGUCCACAGUUGAAGAUGAGAAACUCAAGGGCAAGAUUAGUGAUGAGGACAAGCAGAAGAUCCUUGACAAGUGCAAUGAGGUGAUAAGCUGGCUGGACAAAAACCAGACAGCUGAGAAGGAUGAGUUUGAGCAUCAGCAGAAGGAACUAGAGAAGGUGUGCAACCCUAUCAUCACCAAACUGUACCAGAGCACUGGUGGGAUGCCAGAAGGAAUGCCUGGAGGCUUCCCAGGAGCUGGAGGUGCCCCUGGUGGAGGUGGAUCCUCAGGACCAACCAUUGAAGAAGUUGAUUAAAUCAUUCUGAGAAAGUUUCUCACUGUUUAAAGCACCUUGCUGUGUUGUUUUGGAGCACCUUAGUAUGUAUAAGUAUGCUUUCUCUUUUGCAUGUUUCUCAAAGUUCAAUUUCGGACCAAUUGUGGGUUGACAUGUAACUCAUUUGAGCAUUAACUACCAGUUCGCUUUGAAGCUGUUUUGAGCAGCAUGUUUUUGUUUUCGUGUUAAACUUCACAUUCACAUAUAAAGCAUCACAUUCUGCUGUGUUGAACACUGACAAUAAAGUAUUUGCUGUUCACAAAGUGAA
Messenger RNA from Carassius auratus (goldfish), 2340 nucleotides. It is a transcript of the gene hspa8b, whose product is annotated as heat shock protein family A (Hsp70) member 8b. The transcript is spliced from 9 exons. The coding region runs from base 114 to 2054 and encodes 646 amino acids. The record is from RefSeq and is a predicted model, not a curated record. Lineage: Eukaryota; Metazoa; Chordata; Actinopteri; Cypriniformes; Cyprinidae. Gene Ontology annotation, molecular function: ATP-dependent protein folding chaperone; ATP binding.